AUGGUGUUCUUUUUCAGGACCGUUGACAACGGAAUCAAAUUGUCAUCGUUGUUGUCUAUCCCCGAUGUCACCGACGUCCAUACUAUCAACAAGAUCACCUCUGACGAGCUCAAUCGUCUGGUCACUCACGAGGGUUCACCAAAGGCCUCGCAACCGCUGGGACACCUGCUCUCCAAAAUAUUUCAGUCUUUCACGGUUCCUCUUCCCGAUGUAUUCAGCCUUAAAAUCCCAUUCGGAAAAAUCCUUUAUCGCAACCAACGCAUCAACGAGAAAUUCAGCGGGACAUCGCCCGAUACUCUUGUGCCACUGUACGAUACUGAAGCGAAGGCUUGGAACUGGGCCCUUCCAGUUGGCCCUCCUAAAAAUGCCAGUAGUAGUCGUUCGGGCGCAGACUCGGAGGGCAAGUCAGAGGGUGAUGAUAUGCAGAAAGCAACUCACAAAGAAAUCUUUGCUGCGUUUCUCAAUGCUCUGGCUGGCUGCUUAGCAGCAUCGCAGCCCAAACUAGUAGAAAUGUGCUUUGCAACCAGCACAUGGAGCGCAGCCAGUGCACAGAAGGCAUUACCUGGCAGCGACAUCAAGCGCAAGCCAGAUCUCGUUCUAUCUGACGAUAUAUUGGCAAAGUGGGGGAACAUCAGGGUAUCAGCCGAACUCACUCACAGUCGAUACCGGCCUGCGAUGCGACUCGGGAAGGCUGCAGAUACUCAUGCCUAUAUUAUGAUGAGUGAACAGCCAUGGAGGUGCUUUGCUCUCAUAUUAUCAUUCACAGAUGAAUAUCGCCACCUUAGAGUCCUAAUGUAUGAUCACUCUGGUGGCGCCGUGUCUCCUCGCUUCGAUAUUUACAAACAACCGGACAUAUUUUCACAUAUAAUCGCUGCCAUCAAUUUCGGGAGUCUAGAAAACGCUCCUGCCCGACCAAGUACGACGGACUGUACUGUUGCCGUUUUCACUUCCUCCCUUCCAUUUCCCGAGGAUCCUGAUGGAGUGUCGUCCAGUGAUGCCCUUGAAUCAGUAGUCACUAGUGACUCUAGUGACUCUGACUCGACAGAAGAAGGUCCGAGCGGUUCCGCUACACAUUACUCAAUGGACGAAGAGCAUUUCCCACCCCCCUCCCUCCCAGUGCACCCCACUGCAACCCGUAGUGCUCCCCUUCUCAGCCUCGCAUCCCAAAUGCCCCAGGCUGAGAUGACCAAGAGCAUCUAUUCUGUCACCCCUCUCCCUUCCCAAUUCCCUUACUCUGCUCGAUCACCUGAACCUUGCGGUAAAAUCUGUGUAGGGCAGAAGGUCUACACUAUAAGAAGAAUCAUUUUUGCGAGCCAAGGUCUUGUUGUUCGCGGAACCAUUUGCUAUUUGGCAACUUUAGACGAUGAAGACUACAUAAUAAAAGACCAUUGGGUUGUAGGCAAGGACGACAAUGUAGUCUUGAACGAGAUCAAGAUGCUGGAAUUGAUGGAUGGCCUCCCUGGCGUUCCAAAGCUGGUGGAUCAUUGGGUCGUUGAACAGUCAGAUGGUGAUCCCGAUGUUACCUUAAAAUAUCGGCAGAAAGAACGCCGGAGUACCAGGGGCACUAGUCGUACUCAUGUACGUCUUGUCUUGAAGCCAUGUGGUCGCCCCCUUCACAUGUUCCAAACACUGAAGGAGUUUGUGCGGGCACUAAGGGAUAUCAUUAAGAUUCAACAAGCUGCAGUGGAGGAACAUCAGAUUUUGCAUCGGGACUGUAGUCUCAACAACGCGAUGAUCCUAGACGAACCUGAAGGUAGUGAAGGGUUUCUUAUUGACUGGGAGUUUGCCGUUCGGAUUGCCUUGGAUCAUAAAUAUCCCAUCGGCGGUACAGGCACAGUCCCUUUCAUGUCAUGCAGACUUCUCAAUCAAUAUGCGGUCCUGCAGCAGGAGGUGGACCUGGAAUCAAAGAGGAAGAAGACGGCGAAGAAGAAAGAGACUCGGGGACGCAAUUCAGUCGACAAACCAAAAACCCUGAAAUCAUCCUCUGAUUCUCUGGCGCUACCUGUAUCAUACGUCAUCCAAGGCUAUGCGGAUGACCUGGAGUCCCUUUUUUCGUGUUCGCUUGGCCUUGACCUGGGAUUGUGUGCAGCCUUCAAGAUCACCUUUUUCACUUAUCCAGGAGAGGAAAAGCGUCUCACAGACCAAUUUCACCUGUACUUCAAGCAGCUGAUCCCCCUCGCAGUAGAGUGGCGUAGAGUUCUGGUGGACAACAUGAUCCACCCCGUUACCUUCGACACCAUUCUCGCUGUACUCAACUCUCAUCUCAACAAACUCCCCGACGACGAGGAGCUCGUAUCUGCUGUGGACAUGCUCAGGAAUGAUGCUGCCAUUCUCACGAAACGUGUUAAGGGCAAACGGAUUGCUUCAGACCCUCCCUCUGUAGUAGCACCCAAGCGGCAGAAGUCUCAUCAUAGUGAUACUGAGUCUGACUCAGCAUCGGGCAGUGACGCAUGA
Molecule: messenger RNA, 2454 nt
Organism: Suillus discolor
Lineage: Eukaryota; Fungi; Basidiomycota; Agaricomycetes; Boletales; Suillaceae
Exons: 5
Coding region: 1-2454 (817 amino acids)
Source: RefSeq, a predicted model, not a curated record